This is a messenger RNA of Phragmites australis (common reed), 1368 nucleotides long. RefSeq names its product bidirectional sugar transporter SWEET13-like. Gene Ontology annotation, cellular component: membrane. NCBI's taxonomy places the organism in Eukaryota, Viridiplantae, Streptophyta, Magnoliopsida, Poales, Poaceae. Gene Ontology annotation, molecular function: sugar transmembrane transporter activity. The record is from RefSeq and is a predicted model, not a curated record. Gene Ontology annotation, biological process: carbohydrate transport. Bases 207 to 1091 code for a protein of 294 amino acids. The transcript is spliced from 5 exons.
CUGCUUGCCACUGCAAGAGUUUCAGCCAACACAGAACACUAGCUCCUCCUCAGAGCCCUCCCUUCCCUCCAGAAGGGACUCAAGGGUUAGAGAGAGAAAUAGAAGUGCCACAGCCAAACACAAACAACAAGCCGUUCGUUCAGUUUAGUAGUUUGUGUUGGGAAGCUCUUGUAACCAUCUCGACCAUUUCCCUUUGUAUCACAAUUAUGGCUGGCCUAUCCCUGCAGCACCCUUGGGCAUUUGCCUUUGGCCUCCUAGGCAACGUCAUCUCCUUCAUGACCUACAUGGCCCCAAUACCGACGUUCUACCGCAUCUACAAGAGCAAGUCCACGGAGGGCUUCCAGUCGGUGCCCUACGUGGUGGCGCUGUUCAGCGCGACGCUGUGGAUCUACUACGCGCUGAUCAAGACCAACGAGGGCCUCCUCAUCACCAUCAACGCCGCCGGCUGCGUCAUCGAGACCGUCUACAUUGUCAUGUACCUCGCCUACGCCCCCAAGAAGGCCAAGUUGUUCACGGUCAAGAUCCUGCUCCUCCUCAACGUUGGCGUGUUCGGGCUCAUCCUCCUCCUCACCCUCCUUCUCUCUGAGGGCGAGAGGCGCGUCGUCUCGCUCGGCUGGGUCUGCGUCGGCUUCUCCGUCAGCGUCUUCGUCGCGCCACUCAGCAUCAUCAGGCGCGUGGUCCAGACGAGGAGCGUGGAGUACAUGCCCUUCUCCCUCUCCCUCUCGCUCACGCUCAGCGCCGUCGUCUGGUUCCUCUACGGCCUCCUCAUCAAGGACAAAUACGUUGCGCUCCCAAACAUUCUUGGGUUCGCGUUCGGCGUGGGACAGAUGGGGCUGUACGUGUUCUACAUGAACAAGACGCCGGUGGUCGCCGAGGGUAAAGAUGCCGGCAAGCUACCCUCGGCGGCGGAGGAGCACAUCGUCGUCAACAUCACCAAGCUCAGCCCCGCCCUCCCCGAAAAGAGCUCCGAGGUGCCCCCGGUCACCGAGAUGGGCGUCCCCAGGAGAUGCGGGGCCGAGGCGAUGCUGGCGGAGAACAGGGAACUGGCCGACGUCAAAGUGAGCCACGGCCCCGCCGUGGAGUUGGUCUAGGCGUGUGGGUGCACGGCCAGGAACGUGUGCAUGCAUGCAUAGCGCUUUAAUAUUCGCACGACGACAUGCAGCUGGUCAUGAGCGAAGGAGGCGAUUAAUUAAGUAUUAAUCCGUUAAUCGAUCUCUCACUGCUAUUAACUAGUACUAUUCCGUUUCAUGAAUAUGGCUCUCUCGUAUUGUCUUAAACUUAAAUGGUUUAGGUUGUGUGAUGACGUGUACGAACGUACAAGAGAAAUAAAGGUCACAUGGCUCGGCUCGCGCAUCUGCUGCGUCAUCC